Messenger RNA from Populus nigra (black poplar), 1369 nucleotides. RefSeq names its product GDSL esterase/lipase At1g29670-like. The coding region runs from base 118 to 1203 and encodes 361 amino acids. Gene Ontology annotation, molecular function: hydrolase activity, acting on ester bonds. Lineage: Eukaryota; Viridiplantae; Streptophyta; Magnoliopsida; Malpighiales; Salicaceae. The transcript has 5 exons. The record is from RefSeq and is a predicted model, not a curated record.
GUUUUCAUUAGGUUGUGUUACCAUUGAUUCCUUUGUUCUCCUCACAGUUUUCAAAACUCCAUUGCUUCAAAUACUUCUCAACAGCUCCCACCUUAAUUUCCUGCAAAUUGAUUAGAAAUGGCAUACAAGAUCAAAGUAUGGUGCUUCCUACUUUUCCUAUUGAAGCUGGUGUCGAAUUUGCAAAAUUGUGCUCAUGCCGCUCCACAGGUGCCUUGUUUUUUCAUAUUUGGAGACUCGUUGGCGGAUAGUGGCAACAACAACCACCUUGUAACAACUUCUAAAGCCAAUUACCGCCCAUAUGGAAUUGACUUCCCUAAUGGAACCACCGGAAGGUUUACCAAUGGCCGAACCACAGUGGAUAUAAUUGGUGAACUUUUGGGGUUUGACCAAUUUAUUUCGCCAUUUGUAACUGCUAGAGGCAGAGACAUAUUGGUUGGUGUUAACUAUGCAUCUGGGGCAGCAGGGAUUCGUGAUGAGAGUGGAAGGGAAUUGGGUGAUAGAAUCAGCCUGAAUGAGCAAUUGCAAAAUCAUGCUGCUACAUUCAAUCGCUCGAUUCAAUUACUAGGGACUGAACAGGCAGCAACAAAUUACCUUAAUAAGUGCUUAUAUUAUGUCAGCUUGGGCACUAAUGAUUACAUAAACAACUACUUCGUGCCUGGUAAUUAUGAAACAAGUCGUUUAUAUACCCAAGAUCAAUAUGCCAAGGUUUUAAUUGACCAGUAUAGUCAGCAAAUAAAGCGUUUGUACCUCUUCGGAGCCAGGAAAAUUGCCUUGCCUGGACUUAUACCAUUAGGCAGCAUUCCUUACGCAUCUUCUACUCUAUGCCUCAAGAAUCUCUCUUGUGUGGCCAAUAUAAACAACGCAGUCCUACCUUUUAACGCAGGACUCUUUUCACUUGUUCAACAACUGAAUCAAGAGUUGAAUGACGCACGCUUUAUAUAUUUGAAUAUUUCUGGAAUGUCAUCUAGCGAUCCUUCUGUGCCCGGGUCUAGGGUUGCAAACGUUGGAUGUUGUCCUGUACUUGGUAGUGCAUGUAUUCUAGAUUCAACCCCAUGCGUAAACAGGACUGAAUAUGUUUUCUGGGAUGCAAUUCAUCCCACCGAAUCUUCGAACCAAUUCACUGCUAGAAGAUCGUAUUCUGCUUUUCUUCCAUCUGAUGCUUAUCCAUACGACAUCAGCCAUUUAGCUACCAUGCAGAUCUAAGUCAAGAAAGAUAAUAUUCCAGAGAUUAUAUAAUAAACUGAUGAUAAAAUUAUGUAAAGCAGCAGUGCAAUAAUAAAUGCUGUAACGUGUACUUGUACCUCAAGAAUAAUAAGAUCGGUCAUGUAGAAAGCUCGGCAUAUUCAAAUGCUCUACCAAUACAUCCAGA